CGUACAGAUGGCUCAUCCAGAUCGAGAAACGAACCUUCCGACUCGUGAACUGAAGAAGCUUUACGACAACGACAGCAAUCGGUGGAAACGUGGUCCACCCGACACACUCUAUAGACACGAGACUGAUCGGCGAUCAGUAGACUUAAAUCAAAAUGAGCCGGUGAACAUUUCGGAACUAACCGCUAAGGAAAAGGAUGAUGAUCUCUCAGUUAUUCGUCUUAUCUCAGCGUGGAGAUAACAUCGUCUUCCGCGACUACCGAGCUGAGGUACCAAAAGGAAGUACAGAGACAUUCUUCCGUAAAGUCAAGUUCUGGAAGGAGGAUGGUAAUGCAGAGGCGCCACCUAUCUUUAAUGUGGAUGGUGUGAACUACUUCCAUGUCAAGGUCGUUGGUCUUUAUUUCGUUGCGACUACGAGGGUUAACGUGUCACCGUCUCUUGUCUUGGAGCUUCUACAAAGAAUCGCUCGUGUUAUCAAGGAUUACCUUGGCGUUUUGAAUGAAGAUUCAUUCAGGAAAAAUUUUUUGCUCGUGUAUGAGUUACUCGAUGAAGUCAUUGAUUUUGGUUACGUGCAAACUACAUCAACAGAGGUUUUGAAGUCUUAUGUAUUCAACGAGCCAAUUUUGAUUGCUCCUGCACGCCUUCAACCUAUUGAUCCUGCUGCCAUCUUCACACAAGGAGCCAAAAGAAUGCCUGGAACAGCAGUUACAAAAUCCGUUCUAGCUAAUGAUCCUGGGGGUCGGAGAAGAGAGGAGAUUUUUGUGGACAUCAUCGAGAAAAUCAGUGUUACUUUCAGUUCAAACGGUUAUAUACUGACAUCUGAGAUUGAUGGCACCAUUCAAAUGAAGAGUUAUCUUUCUGGUAAUCCGGAAAUUCGUUUAGCUCUUAAUGAAGACCUUAACAUAGGAAGAGGAGGAGGAGGAGUAUCUGUAUAUGAUUAUAGGAGUUCUUCAGGUUCAGGGGUGAUACUUGAUGACUGUAACUUUCAUGAGUCUGUUCGCCUUGAUAGCUUCGAUUCAGAUAGAACUCUGUCCCUUGUUCCACCAGAUGGUGAGUUUCCAGUGAUGAAUUACCGUAUGACACAGGAGUUCAGGCCUCCUUUUCAUGUUAAUACCUUGAUUGAAGAGGCCGGACGCCUUAAGGCUGAAGUGAUAAUUAAAAUACGAGCCGAGUUCCCUUCAGACAUAAUUGCAAACACGAUUGCUGUUCAGAUGCCAUUGCCAAAUUAUACUUGCAGGGCUAGUUUUGAGUUAGAACAUGAUGCGGUUGGACAGAAGACAGAUUUCAAGGAAAGUAGUAAAAUGCUUGAAUGGAGUUUGAAAAAGAUUGUUGGCGGGGCUGAACAUACACUGCGUGCCAAGCUGACAUUUUCUCAGGAAUUUCAUGGUAAUAUCACAAAGGAAGCUGGACCUGUCAGCAUGACGUUCACGAUACCCAUGUACAAUGUUUCAAAACUUCAGGUCAAAUACUUGCAGAUAGCAAAGAAAUCAAGUAGUUACAAUCCAUAUCGUUGGGUGAGGUAUGUGACGCAGGCCAAUUCGUACGUGGCUCGGAUAUGACCAACUUUGAGAUAAUGUUUGUCACUUUGUAUGUCUCCUAAGUACUUUCUAUUUUCUUCUCGAGAGUGUGUUCAUAUUUCAAGUCAAUACUUGUUCUGAGUUCUACGGUGGGUGCCCCUGAUGAUCUCUUUUCAUGAAAUCCGCAGAACUGAAUAAUAUAAUGUUAUAAUGUUUUAA
Brassica oleracea var. oleracea is the source of this 1733-nucleotide messenger RNA. RefSeq names its product AP-4 complex subunit mu-like. Lineage: Eukaryota; Viridiplantae; Streptophyta; Magnoliopsida; Brassicales; Brassicaceae. The record is from RefSeq and is a predicted model, not a curated record. Gene Ontology annotation, cellular component: trans-Golgi network; clathrin adaptor complex; cytoplasmic vesicle. Gene Ontology annotation, biological process: Golgi to lysosome transport; protein targeting. The coding region runs from base 195 to 1556 and encodes 453 amino acids. The transcript has 13 exons.